Messenger RNA from Eleginops maclovinus (Patagonian blennie), 490 nucleotides. RefSeq names its product NADH:ubiquinone oxidoreductase subunit A2 (gene ndufa2). NCBI's taxonomy places the organism in Eukaryota, Metazoa, Chordata, Actinopteri, Perciformes, Eleginopidae. Bases 99 to 401 code for a protein of 100 amino acids. The record is from RefSeq and is a predicted model, not a curated record. The transcript is spliced from 3 exons.
UUACUCUGGGCUGAAACCCCCUCAGUGGCAGAGCCUGUCAGUCUGACCGCAGGUUUUAAUAAAUCCUCCUCCCGUCCUUGACUUCAAGAUAAGCUAAUAUGGCGGCUGCAGCGGUCAGAAGUAUCGGGUCCACUUUGGGUAGAAAUCUCCGGGAGAUCCGACUCCAUCUCUGCCAGAACUCCGGGGCCAGUCAGGGGGCCAGGGACUUUGUGGAGCAGCAUUAUGUUUCCCUGAAGACAUCCAACCCGGACUUCCCGAUCCGGAUCAGAGAAUGUUCUGGAGUCCAGGCCCGCCUCUGGGCCCGCUACGACUUCGGUAAGGAGAGCAGCGUGUCGUUGGACAACAUGUCAGCUGAUCAGGUGGCCUCCGCCCUGCACACUUUGGCUCAAUCCAAACCCUGACCCCGCCCCCUCCUGCUGCAGGUGGUGCAGUCCUUAUCCUUCACUUUGUAAAUGUGUUGAUAUGAAUAAAACUAAAUGUUGUAAAAGUC